AUGGUAGCCUUCUUUGGAAAGGGAAUGAGAAGGCUCGUCAUUCUGGUAGCUCUCUCUCUCGCUGUCUUCGUUAUCCAUCGACUCAGCUACGCGGACGAUUUUGCCCUCGCCGAGCGGUUGUCCGAGUCUAUAAGGAUAAUCGCUGCAUGCACUGCUGAUGCCUUCGAACCUCUCGAUAACUUUACCCUUAUACUCGACCCUGGAAUACCCAACACUGUCCACCAAAUAUGGAAAACAACCGAACUCCAAGCGUAUUCUACGGAAAUGGAACCGUCACAUGAGUCAUGGAAGACUAUGCUGGAGCCCCAAAAUUACACCAUCAAGCUCUGGACUGACGACGACGUCCUCAAACUCAUCAAGUCCAAAUACGCCUGGCUACUGCCGACAUACAUGGAGUAUCCUCACAAUAUCCAACGUGCCGACAUUGCUAGACUGCUUGUUGUCCAUACUGAAGGCGGCAUCUACGCGGACCUAGACGUGUACCCCAGGUCCGCCGAGCACAUACAAUGCCUCCAACAUCUCGGCUUGCAAGCAAUAUUCUCCCCAACGGCAGGUACCCUCGGCCUAAGUAAUCACUUCUUUAUGGCUGAGCGUGGGUCUCCGCUUCUCCAGUGGGUUCUUUACGAGGCGAAGCGGCGGGGAGGUGGGCUGACGCCGCGAUGGAUGGUUUUGCCGUACCUGCAGGUCUUUUGGUCUACGGGUCCGAUCAUGUUGACGGCGGCGUUUAAAAAGUACUCCUGGAUAUACGGCACACUAAGGGAUUUCAUAGGGCUUCUAGACGAAGGGUAUAGCGGUGCGGUGAUACGGCAUGCUGCUGGGCGAUCUUGGCAUGGCGUGGACGGGCAGGCGUUGAAUUAUAUCGCGGAUCAUUCGCAGAUGGGUGCACAAUUCAAGGGUUUUGCAUAUAUCGAUGAGGUCUAG
Penicillium arizonense is the source of this 921-nucleotide messenger RNA. RefSeq names its product glycosyltransferase family 32 protein. Gene Ontology annotation, biological process: mannosyl-inositol phosphorylceramide biosynthetic process. NCBI's taxonomy places the organism in Eukaryota, Fungi, Ascomycota, Eurotiomycetes, Eurotiales, Aspergillaceae. The transcript has 2 exons. The coding region runs from base 1 to 921 and encodes 306 amino acids. Gene Ontology annotation, molecular function: mannosyltransferase activity. The record is from RefSeq and is a predicted model, not a curated record.